UGGCCUCACUCCACAGUCACAGAGACUGGCCCUGAUUUUCAUUCAGACUAUCAGUGUUUCAGCAGAGGGAACCUGAGCUCUCUUGCUGCAAACUACCACUACGACUACUUCUUCUACUUCUUCUUCUUCUUCUUCUUCUUCUUCUUCUUCUUCUUCUUCUCUGACAGCUGAUGGACUCAGCAGAGCCCCCCACCCUCUCGCUCGUGUCCCUCUUGUCCCUGUUGGCAUGUGGCGUCCAGGUGUUAGCAGCUGUCCUGCUGAUGAGGAGGUUUGGUGGGCGGAGCUCUCCAGUGGACAGGUGGAUCCUGCUGUGGCUCUUCUAUGACAUCAUUGUCCACCUGACGCUGGUAUGUCCAAUCGGAGCGUUUGUUUGCUGUUUGUUACCUGUGGUCCGUUUUCUCUGAUUGUGUUUUUGUUUGUGUAGGAGGGUCCGUUUGUUUACAUGUCUCUGGUGGGGACAGUGGAGACGUCUGAAGGUCCACUGGCUGAACUUUGUGAGUGUUUCUUUUACUGCAGUACUUGAAUACCUGCAGUACCUCUAAAUCUACCUGUCUGACUUCACCUGUGCCUCCUUGUUCACAGGGCGGGAGUACGGUCAAGCUGACAGUCGGUGGCUGAUUUCUGAUCCGACGAUCGUCUCCAUCGAGCUUCUGACCGUCGUCCUCGACUCUCUGCUCGGCAUACUGCUCAUACACGCAGUACUACGAGAUAAACACUACAGGUAGGACAGAUACUAUUUGUAAUACUUCAUGACAAAUAUCAUGAUAACCUGAACAAAUACAACACAAUAAAUACAUUUGAUGUUAAAAUAUGACUAAUACAAAUAAGUACGAUACAACAGAUACUUUGGACGAAUUCAUAAAGAUAAUUACGCCUUCGAAUGAAUAUCAACUCCAGGACAAAUACUACAAGUUAAUGGUGCGUUCACGUUUCCUCACACGUCCAAGAUGAAAAUGACGUCACACCCGAAUUACCAGCAUAUUAGUGACCUAGACGAAACAAAGCAAAAUCAGUGGUGGAAACAAAAUAGCUUCAUCUACGAAAGUUAUUUUAGCGCUUGUCUGGUCCGAAUAUAAGGCAAGCGCUAAAAUAACUUUUGUAGAUGUAGCCAUCUUGUUUCAGGCCUCCGAUUUUGCUUUUUUCCGACUUGGUAACUGAAACACUGGUAACUCGGGUGUGACGUCAUUUUCAUCUCCGACAUCUGACUUCCAAGGUAGCUCAAAUGCAGCAAUACUACAGGUACGACUAAAUCUAACGUGUCAUUCUUCAGGUGGUUCUGGGUUGAGAGGAGUUACAUAUUUGCACAUGUAUGUUUGUCUAUUUUUGUGUUUUUUUAGACACCUCCUGCAGAUCGCUCUGAGCGUGUGCGAACUGUAUGGCUGCUGGAUGACCUUCGCUCCUGAUUGGUUGGCGGGAAGCCCCAGCCUGAACACGUCCAACUGGCUGCACCUUUGGGUCUACCUGGUCUUCUUCAACGGAGUCUGGGUCCUGGUCCCGGUCCUGCUCCUGGUCCACUCCUGGCUCUCUCUUGGGAGUCUGCACGCACUCAGAACAGACAAACAUUUGAAGAAGACAUAGUGAGGAAGAUGAGCGGCGUUGAUCUCGAAGUGAAUAAAAACGAUGAAGAUUCAAAGUUCA
Xyrichtys novacula (pearly razorfish) is the source of this 1638-nucleotide messenger RNA. The record is from the annotation of a GenBank genome assembly. Lineage: Eukaryota; Metazoa; Chordata; Actinopteri; Labriformes; Labridae.